AUGCCUCCCAGGCUCCCAGGACUGACCCUUCAGUGGCAGUCGCUUCUCUCGAAACCGGCUCAGGCCCCUUCGCCUCUUUCGUUCUUGCUGCCCCAGCUCCAGCAGCAAAGCCGCAAUGCUCACAUCCUAGCCUCGCUCUCCGAUAACCCCGGAGCAUACCAUAAGAGGAUCAGAAGAGGUCGUGGUCCCGCGUCCGGGAAGGGUAAGACUUCCGGUCGUGGUCAUAAGGGUCAGAAGCAGCAUGGAAAGGUGCCGGCGAGGUUUAAUGGUGGUCAGACCCCUGAUAUUAUCGUGCAUGGCACGUAUGGUGAAAAGAACGUCCACUCUGUUGACUUCGCCCCCGUGAAUCUGGACCGCAUCCAGGAAUGGAUCGACCAAGGCCGCAUCGACCCUGCCCGUCCCAUCACCAUCCGCGAACUGGGCCAGUCGCGCUGCAUCCACCAGACCAAGGAGGGCGUCAAGGUUCUCGGCCGCGGCGCAGAGAACGUCCUGAAGCAGCCCAUCCAUCUCGUCGUUUCGCGCGCCUCCGCCUCCGCCAUCGCCGCCGUCGAAGCCGCCGGUGGCUCCGUGACUACCCGAUUCUACACCCGCACCGCGAUUGAGCGCAUCAUGAAGAGAGAAAUGCACCCGUUUGUCUCCAUGGCGUGGACUGAUAAGAGCGGCAGCGAGGCUCUCAAUGAGGUCGAUGGUGUCCAGGACCUCACCGAGUCCAAGGUCAUGAAGGAGAUGGGCUUCCGCUACCGUCUUCCCGACCCCAGCAAGCGUCGCGAUAUCGAAUACUACCGUGACCCUGCUCACAGGGGCUACUUGAGCCACCUGCUCAAGCCUAUGGAGGGACCCAGUUUGUUCUUCCGCUCUCCGGUAGAGAGGAAGUCGGCUGCGGGCGUCAAGAAGGAGAAGGUCCUCCCCGAGAACAGACUUUGGUAG
Molecule: messenger RNA, 927 nt
Organism: Aspergillus wentii DTO 134E9
Lineage: Eukaryota; Fungi; Ascomycota; Eurotiomycetes; Eurotiales; Aspergillaceae
Product: mitochondrial 54S ribosomal protein uL15m
Exons: 2
Coding region: 1-927 (308 amino acids)
Biological process (GO): translation
Cellular component (GO): mitochondrial large ribosomal subunit
Molecular function (GO): structural constituent of ribosome
Source: RefSeq, a predicted model, not a curated record